Messenger RNA from Mercenaria mercenaria, 1848 nucleotides. Its product is annotated as tyramine receptor tyra-2-like. The transcript is spliced from 2 exons. The record is from RefSeq and is a predicted model, not a curated record. Gene Ontology annotation, cellular component: membrane. Lineage: Eukaryota; Metazoa; Mollusca; Bivalvia; Venerida; Veneridae. The coding region runs from base 170 to 1636 and encodes 488 amino acids. Gene Ontology annotation, biological process: neuropeptide signaling pathway. Gene Ontology annotation, molecular function: neuropeptide receptor activity.
UUGACAUAGAAGGAAGUUGUCGACCGCUCGUUUGAAUUGUAUAUUUAUAUGGCUAAAAUAAACUAAUAAACUAUAUAAAACACUUAUUUUUCAUAAUAUGUAAAUUGAGAAAAUGUACAUUUCUUUGUAAAUGAUUUGGAGUUUAUUCAGUUAAAGAUAUGAAACAAGCAUGAACAAUUAUACAAUUGACGGAAACUCCAUCCUUGAACGGACUAGAUAUGAAAUAUUCCGGCAUUUACUUCCAUUGAUUGUAUGCAUGAUACUGUUUGGUGCCGCCGGUGUUGUCGGGAAUAUCCUCACCUUUAUAUUCUACACGUACAAGUCCAAGCGGUCCACUACAGUCCUGCUGAUUGCUUGUUUGGCAAUUGUAGACCUUAUAGUAUGUGUCUUAUUCAUUCCUAACAUUGUAGAGAUGUGGGUGAAUGUGAAAUAUACUGCAAGUUUCAUUUGCAAGUUGACACAUUUCGUUGGGCUUUGGACAGUAGCUUGUUCUGGUUUGAUACUUUGGGUUGUAGCUAUCGACCGACACAGAAAAAUAUGCAGUCCGUUUGGAAAGCAAAUGACAUUAAUUACAACAAAAUAUGCUGUCAUUGCUAUUGUUGUUUUUGGAUGUACUAUGUCUGUGAGAAAUUUUGCAAAUUUUGAUAGUGUUGAGGUUGAUGUAAAAGAUCAUGAAAGAAACGAGACUAUACACGGCCGGUAUUGUACGACAAGAGAUGAUGCAAGUUAUACAGUCAGUGUUACCGUCUUCACUGUCAUUGACUUUCUUCUUAUGCUAAUGGUUUGGCUUACAUUAGCCGUGGCCUACUCUCACAUCAUUUACACUAUUUUUAAGUUAAAGAAGAAAAGGAAACGUUUGCAUCAAAAGGAAAGACUGGAAAUACACAAUCCAUCAUAUGAAGCUGAAGGACAAGAUAAUUCUGGCACACAGCCGCAGCAAAGUCAAAGUUCCUUUCCGUCAACAUCCGAUACAAUGAAAAAUGAAGAACAAAAUUCUAUAAAGCGACCUUUUUCAGAACACGAGAACUCAGAUAGAUCUAGCAUUCUGGGUAACACACCUAGUUCGUGUUCUAAUGGAGAUGGUAAACAAAUACUAGAACUAGAUAUUUCUACAGAAGACAGUCGACAGAGUGUUUUAUCAGGUGAUUCGGUUACGCCAGCAAGUUCUAGCAUCACAAAUCCACGACCAAUCGAAGAACAAACCAAUGAAAAUUCAUCUUCUCAUGAUAUUAAGCAUUUACAAGAUGAAAGGGCUAUGCAAUCGGACAGUUGUCCUAAGUCCACUCUGCAUAAACGAUUUCGGCGACGUAAAACACCCAAAAAAUACAACAGCGCUAAAUGCGCUGUAGAAAGAAACUUAACGUUUAAGAUGCUCGCGGUAUCUAUAGUAUUCAUAGCUUGUUUCACGCCGUAUUUCGUUAUAAAAAUUCUCAUGCGAGAGGUUUUGAAAUCGGGAGAAGAGUAUGAACUAAAUAUAUGGGCUCAGAUUUCAUUGCGACUUCCGUAUAUGAACAGUGUGUUUAACCCAGUGGUUUACUGUGUAUUUAAUCCCCAGUUCAGAUUGUACAUAAAGAGUGUAUUUCUUGGCUUAAUCUCUAACUGUUUUCGCAAAACCAAAUAUUUGUUCAAGUCUUGAAAUACAACAAGUGUCAGCGAAAGUUUUGAAAUACUGACUAUCCAGUAUUUAUGUACGCAACAACGCUUUUAACAAAACUUCUUAAAACCUUCGUAAAUAUGAUUUGUUAUCUAUAUUGUAUACAUGUAUAGUUUUUGUUCAUUAUACGCAUGUUUUAUUGUUAAUAUUGUCAUAAAUAGAGAGAUUUAGAUCUAAAAAUAAAGCAGCAGUAU